Pseudopodoces humilis (Tibetan ground-tit) is the source of this 2179-nucleotide messenger RNA. It is a transcript of the gene CALHM5, whose product is annotated as calcium homeostasis modulator family member 5. NCBI's taxonomy places the organism in Eukaryota, Metazoa, Chordata, Aves, Passeriformes, Paridae. Gene Ontology annotation, cellular component: plasma membrane. Gene Ontology annotation, molecular function: monoatomic cation channel activity. The record is from RefSeq and is a predicted model, not a curated record.
GGGCAGAGAGCGGCGCGCUGCUCCUCCUCGGCACGGCACUGCCCUGCUGCGCAUCGCUGCCGACCCACUGAAACCGCCUGGAUUUUCACCUCCUUAGUGAGUAUCAGACAUGGAUGCUUUCCAGACGAUCCUGAAGUUCUUUAUGAACCGGAAAACCGCUAUAGGCUACAGUUUUAUGGCGCUGCUGACAAUGGGAGGUGAACGUGUGUUUUCUCUUGUUGCUUUCAGAUGCCCUUGCAGCAAUGAGAACUUCAGGUACGGUUUGGUAUUUCUCUUCUCGCCAGCUCUUGUUUUGCUAGUUAUUGGAUACUUCUUGAACAGCAAGACCUGGAAACUCUUUACAGGCUGCUGGGUGAAUCCCAGGAAAAUAUUCCCCCGAGGGAAUGUCUGCCAUUUCUUUUACGUCUUUGGCCAAAUCACUUUAAACGCUCUGGUAGCCCCAGUGAUGUGGCUUUCCGUGGCCUUGCUCAACGGGACUUUUUACGAAUGUGCCAUGAGUGGCGUGGAAAAUCCCGCCUACUUACAAGCAGUUUGCCACAGGAAAUCCGAGAAGUGCUUUGAAGAGCUACACAAGGUAGCCUGUGACAAAAGCUCCCUGCCCUUUUCAGAGAGCGACGAACUGAAAAGAACACUUCAAGCACAGUCCCAGAUUUUAGGCUGGUGUGUGAUAGUUACCACAGCUCUCCUCUCCCUGCUAACCACUUGCUGUGCCAGUUGCCAGUCAAAAGUCAGCCACCUCCAGCUGAUGUUCUGGAGAGUGUACGAGGGGACAGAGAAGGAGCAACUGGAGCAGAUUUUCCAGCUGUAUGCCACCAAGCUGAGCGAGCGAAACCUGAAGUGCUUUUUUGAAAACAAGGAACCCGAACCCAUUUCUCUGCCAGCUUUCCAGGCAUGGGAAGAUGCUUCCCAGCUCUACUCUUUCAGCAGCAGCAAACAGCAUUAUAGCACAAUUCACAGGCUAGUUGAAGAAGGCCAGAAAGGAAUCAGUGAGGAAAGAGAGACAAUGCUGGACCUUGCGGACAGAAGGGAAGAACCAUAGACCAAGUAUAUUUUCAGUUUUUUUAUAUCUUGUUAAUAUGGCAUACUUCUAGUUGGUUUGGUCUCUAUAUUUUUUCACAAUGGCCUAUUUCUUCUUCAUCAUGUUUCCUCCCGGUUAGAUACUUGCUCCAAAAGGAUGGACUGAAAUUAUUUCCCUACACAAGUGAAAAGGCUGCAGUACUCCACAGCACCCAGGGUUCAUGUGACUGGCUCAGCAUCAAGAGCUGACAGCACAAAGAAAUGAAUAAUGGCUUCUACAAGAGAGUUUUAACAAUAUGCUAUGUAAAAUGUGCUUGUCCUGUGUAAAUCAAGAGACUGUCAACAAGUAAAGUCUUUUUAAGUGUGUGAAUAUAAUAACAAGAUACAUGUGGCUUUCUGACAGCCCACAGAAAGUACAGGUUUUCUGUCCAGGUCAUUUUCAGCCCAGUUGCAUGCACAGCCUUGUUUUGAGGCACCAGUGAUCCCACAAGGUUUCUCUGUCUUUGGGUAUUUUGCCUCUGUAGAACAUAUCCCUAUUAUCUGCUCCCAGUCUAGACUUUCUCUUUGUAUGGAUAUAAAGUUCUACUUUCGGGUACUGGGUGCAGCCUAUAGUGCUAUGUAAUGUUGUUGUUUCUGGGCCUGCAGCCAGUGUACAAUGAGGGCUUGGAAGGAAAUUCCACUUUUAAAGACAAGAAAAUAUUUUCACAGAUGACUGACUUUCAUUUUUUUGAAUAUCCUAGGAAAACUUAGUGUCUGGAGCAAGAAGAACCAGCAGGCGAGGCAACUGUGUCAGUUGACACAUUUGUCAGUGCCUCUGAUAAAUGCAUUUCACCCCAGAGCCCUGUGCUUUACCUCACCCACUUGGAAUUCAUAACAUGGCUCUCAGGGUGUUCAGAGUAUUUGCAAAUGCUGUAUAAAAGGAGAACAAACUUACUUUCCCUGGGGUGGCUGGGCAGGCUUUUGUGCAGCAUUUUAUUGCCAGUCUCUCUGAGUCUGCAAAGAAUCAUGCACAAUUUUACUGUGCUUGAAUCAUGCUCUUCUCAACAAACCAGGGUAUUCUGCCCAGCUGUUCUCAUACUCAGUGGGCUUCUUCAGCAGGUAAAAGCAUCUAUAUACAGACCAUUACCCUUUAUGAAAUAAAACACAAGAGCUAAUUCAACUA